Salvia hispanica is the source of this 1012-nucleotide messenger RNA. Its product is annotated as putative membrane-associated kinase regulator 6. The record is from RefSeq and is a predicted model, not a curated record. NCBI's taxonomy places the organism in Eukaryota, Viridiplantae, Streptophyta, Magnoliopsida, Lamiales, Lamiaceae.
CAUCUAGAAUUUAUAGUUUAAAAAACCACUACUACUUCCUCCACUUCUCUUCCCAAAACUGCACUUGCACUUGGAAAAAAAAUCCCCAUUCCUCAUGGAAAACUCCAAACCAUUAGCCACAGAGAGUUUUUCUUACAGCUGGUUAGUGGACAGAAAUCAACACUCUCUUGAUGUCCUAGCUGAGAUGAUCUCACCCCAAAAAUCAUGUGAAAGGGAUCAAAACUUCAACUUUGAUGUUUCUUUGACAGCAUUCCAUGCUGCCCUUGUUCAUGCUGAUGAAAUAUUUGCAGACGGGAAGCUCACGCCGGUCUAUACCUUGAAAAAGACUCCAGAUUACGCCCCUGCAUCGCCUCUUUCCUCGUACAUAACAAGAAGUCCAUUUGAUCAUGGGUGCAAGAAGCAGUCUUGUCUGGUUGAGAAAUGGAGAAGGUCAUCAAAGUGGAUCUUGCACAAGUGUUUUGGAUUGAUUAGGCCGUUGUACAAAAGCUCGAUGAACAACAGUAGAGUUGAUGAUCUUGAGAGAAAGGUCUGUGAGGUUCGGAGCUGGACUAAUUCUCUGCAGGCAUCACCAAGGCCUAGCUCAGCUUCUUCCCUCAAGAAGACGAGGAGUUGGGCCGCUUCCCCUCAAGCCUCGCCUAGAUUGAGCCCGUCUCGUGCUAGUAGUGCUUGGUGUGGUGAUGAAAGCUCAAUCCAUGAAGCAAUUCUCUACUGUAAAAGAUCAAUAGAAAAAUAAAGGAAUUUUCAUCUGCACAGAGAAGAACAACAUGAUCAAGCUGAACAGAAACCAAACUCAAGAAAUGAAGCCUUGUUAUGUAAUUUUCUCGUAGUUUCUUUUUUAUCCUUUAGUAUUUAAAAGGAAAAGAGUGUGACAAUAAUUUUGGAAUUCCACUCAAGGCAUUGUGCAAUCUGUCAAUCCUUGUGUUGUAAAAUGAAAAUUUCUCCACACUGUACAUACUAUCUGUUAUUUGUCCUGGAGAAAAAUAGAUCAAUAGACACUCUUUUUUCAUGAUAA